Messenger RNA from Alternaria burnsii, 1272 nucleotides. RefSeq lists its product as uncharacterized. NCBI's taxonomy places the organism in Eukaryota, Fungi, Ascomycota, Dothideomycetes, Pleosporales, Pleosporaceae. The record is from RefSeq and is a predicted model, not a curated record. The transcript has a single exon. Gene Ontology annotation, biological process: sphingosine biosynthetic process. Gene Ontology annotation, cellular component: membrane; intracellular membrane-bounded organelle; cytoplasm. Bases 1 to 1272 code for a protein of 423 amino acids.
AUGAGUUCAUCGGCCAUUGGAGAGCCCCACAACAAGAUCGUCUUCGAAGCGAAGUGUAUCGAUAACCAUUCCAAAGUCGUUGUCACGUUACAAGAACACAGAGAUGCCACAAAAACGCCCUCUUUGAUCGAUGUGUCCAAGCAACCUCUCGUCCCACAACCUCCGAAGGACUCAACCCAACAGCGCGAAACACACAUCAUCCUAUCCGUUGGCUCCGGUGACAGGAGCGCGGAAGACUUCUUCUCCAAUGUCGUACGUCCAGUUCUCGUAGGCAUCUACGACGAGGAAGUGGUAAAAGAAAUAAGCAUACAUACCACCCAAUCAGCAACCAGCAUCUUGGGACUCACAGACCAAGUAUUCUUCCCAGCUGCCAAUCAGAGUAGACGACUACGUAUCAUCCUUCUCUCAGGAGACGGCGGUAUUGUAGAUCUUGUAAACGGCCUCUUAUCAAAGACGCCAAAUCCGCAAACAUAUAUCCCACCCGAAGUUGUACUUCUGCCCUUGGGGACGGCAAAUGCAAUGUACCACUCGAUCAACGCUGGAGGGAAGAACACAUGGGGCUUACCCGCACUCGGAUCACGGGAAACAAAGCCUCUGCCCACUUUCACAGCUACAUUCUCCCCCGGCGCACGUCUUCUCACUGAUGAAGCCCGAAAAGAAGAAGAAUUACCAAAGGACAAACAGGGUAAUGGUGUCCUUCACGGCGCUGUAGUAGCUAGCUGGGGUAUGCACGCGUCUCUAGUUGGAGAUAGCGACACAGCCGAGUACCGCAAACACGGUGUUGAGCGCUUCAAGAUGGCUGCGAAGGAGGCUCUGUACCCUGCUGACGGCUCACCACCACACCCUUACAAAGGCAGGAUCUCCAUUCUUCAAAAUGGGGCUGAGUGGGUUACUUUACCGGAGGAAGAACACAUGUACGUUCUUGCCUCCAUGGUCUCACAUCUCGAACAGCCAUUUUGUAUAUCGCCUGCUAGUAAGCCACUGGACGGCACUAUGCACCUUGUGCAUUUUGGACCGAGGAGUGGGGGUGAGGUCAUGGCUGUCAUGGGUAAAGCAUACCAGGGCGGCUUGCAUGUGCAGGAAGAGGAUGUGAGAUAUGAGAGCAUUGAUGGACUGAGGAUUGUGUUUGAGGGCAAAGAGGAGGAAGGCAGAUGGAGACGUAUAUGCAUCGAUGGAAAGAUUGUGAGAGUCGAGGGUAAUGGAUGGGUGGAGGUGAAGAAAGUCAAAGACGGGGAAGGUGGCAUGAGGGUACUAGAUGUUGUUGUGCCUUAG